Mesorhabditis belari is the source of this 705-nucleotide messenger RNA. The record is from the annotation of a GenBank genome assembly. NCBI's taxonomy places the organism in Eukaryota, Metazoa, Nematoda, Chromadorea, Rhabditida, Rhabditidae.
AUGUCGAGCUUUGAGUCGCACAAGAACAGGCAAGAUGUCGAGCCACCCAAUGACAGCAGAACGGUUUUGGAGAAAAGAAGAUGUCGGACUUUGAGGAAGUUUUUGAGAGAAUUCGACUGCCACAAGAAUUGUUUCGGCGCAACGGUUUCGGAGCUGGUCGUGUCCCUUAUGGAUCUCCUUCGACGCCUCAGAUUUCGGAGAUCAACCAGAACAAUUUCAUUUGUCGAGCCGGUGUACUCUUUGCCAAGGAUCCCAACCGACACGUAUCUCCACACGCGCAGCGAGAAGAUCAGAGUUGGGGAAAUAACGAUCUUCAAGAGUGAGGAUUGGGCCAACUUUCUCCUGGGACUCCUGAAAUCUCUCCCGCUUGUCACUGACAGAGACUCGGUGAGAGUCAUUGAGCUUGGGAAGGGUAUCAAAAGUGCAGUAGGGUGUACCGCUGGAGAUUUUAGAGAUAAACUCUUUGGUCUCAACAUUUCCACGCACAAACUGGAGGAACAGCAUCAAUAUCCGGUCUAUGGUGAUAAUGGUGAAGUCGGAUGGGUGAGGUACGAAUUCGUCACUUUGAAUUCUUCUGCCGGUUUAAACCUCGGUCCGCUCGAAGUUGGUGGAAAAGGAUUUGUGAUCAAGUGCAUUAUAAAAUAUGUCGUCUUUGAAUCGUUUGACGCACUCGAGGAGGCUUACAAAGAAAUGAAAUCGGGUCGU